This is a messenger RNA of Ipomoea triloba (trilobed morning glory), 890 nucleotides long. Its product is annotated as 22.0 kDa class IV heat shock protein-like. Gene Ontology annotation, biological process: response to heat; response to salt stress; response to hydrogen peroxide. The transcript has a single exon. Bases 76 to 654 code for a protein of 192 amino acids. NCBI's taxonomy places the organism in Eukaryota, Viridiplantae, Streptophyta, Magnoliopsida, Solanales, Convolvulaceae. The record is from RefSeq and is a predicted model, not a curated record.
CAGACAAAGAAUUCAAACCCACCGCCCACCGCAGAUUGCAAACGAAAAAUAUCAUCAUCAUCAAGCUUUCUGAAAAUGGCGAAAUCAAAGCUCAUUGGUUGUCUUGCUUUAGCAAUAACCGGCGCCUUGGUUUUCCUCCCCACGCGAACUCAGGCGCUCAUGCCGUACACGCGCUCGCCGCUCUUUGAUUUGAUGUUCCCGCCGGAAGAUCCCUUCAGGAUUCUGGAGCAGUCGCCGCUGACGAUCCCGAAGGCGGCGGAAUCUCUGGCCCUCGCACGUGCGGACUGGAAGGAGACCGCGAGGGAGCACGUGAUCACGCUCGACGUGCCCGGGAUGAAGAAGGAGGACGUGAAGAUAGAAGUGGAGGAGAACCGCGUCUUGCGGAUAAGCGGCGAGCGGAAGGCGGAGGAGGAGGUCGACAGCGAGAAGUGGCACCGGGCGGAGCGGACCUCCGGGAAGUUCUGGCGCCAGUUCCGCCUGCCCGGGAACGCUGACUUGGAACAGAUAAAGGCGCGUUUGGAGGAUGGGGUGUUGAGGGUUAGUGUUCCCAAAGUGGCGGAGGAGAGAAAGAAGCAGACUAAGGUCAUAAACAUCGCCGGGGAUGAUAGCGCCGCCGCUGGAGAGGACAUUAAGUCCACCAAGGCUGACAUGUGAUGAGCAUAUUUGGCAAUGGCUAUCUACUUUCCUUUUUAGUGUUAUGUGAAGCUUAUGGGUGUGUUCUCUGAUUUUGUGUUUGAAACGUGAGAUCAGUGGCUGAGACAUUAAUCCAUGUAAAUCUAUCUUUUCUGAUUAAUGUAUAAUAAAAUACAAUGAACUAAAAGAAAAUGGUUUUUUUUUUUUUUGUGAUUAAAAAAAAAAGUGGAAUUGGUCAUGCUUUGUGAGUAAUGUUA